Messenger RNA from Eucalyptus grandis, 405 nucleotides. RefSeq lists its product as uncharacterized. The record is from RefSeq and is a predicted model, not a curated record. The coding region runs from base 1 to 405 and encodes 134 amino acids. The transcript has a single exon. Lineage: Eukaryota; Viridiplantae; Streptophyta; Magnoliopsida; Myrtales; Myrtaceae.
AUGGGCAGGCAAGGCGCCGAUCCUAGCCCCACGGUCGCGAGCUCUUCCAUCGCCCUGCUGCAAGAGAGGUUCAGGGAGCUGCAGCGAGUGAAGCAGAGAAGGGAAGAGAGAGAGCUGAUGAGACUGUCGCUCGAGCCGGACCUGGCGGCAGCUCCUGCCAGGAACCCGGAUCGUCAGGCCAAGUUUGGUCUCCAACCCGGCAUCAGUUCAAGUUCUUCUUCCGCUCAGGAUUAUUGCUCUCUCUCGCUCGGCCUCGGGGCUCAUGCCAACGGCGACAUAGCCGGUUCGGGAGUAGUGAAGACCGACCCUAGGUUGGGCUUAUGGCCUGGCAACGAUAGACCGGCAAUUUCAGGAACAUCGAAAGGUUUCGAGAGCCCUGAUGUGGAUACGUCCCUCCAUCUGUAG